Messenger RNA from Pogona vitticeps (central bearded dragon), 2011 nucleotides. RefSeq names its product ciliary microtubule associated protein 2 (gene CIMAP2). The record is from RefSeq and is a predicted model, not a curated record. NCBI's taxonomy places the organism in Eukaryota, Metazoa, Chordata, Lepidosauria, Squamata, Agamidae.
UCUUCCUCAGCCAAGUCAGUCAGCAGAGGAUGGAGGAUGGAACCAAAGGGUUUCACAGGAGCCCCAUUUUGGACUCAAACAGCCAGGUUUGAUGUCUCUGCAAUUUAUCCAGAUGUCAAGCGGCCGAGUACCUUCCUGCAGGCUCCCUACUCUAAGGUUGUCUGUUCAGAGUUGAACCGAAAAUUAGGACCAGGCCGAUACAGCGUUGACUAUGGAGGCUUCAGUUCUCAUUCCUUGCAGAAGAGGUCGACAAGCUCCAGCUGGGCAAAAGCACAGGAAGCCACGAGGCUCACUCAAAUGCCUCAUUUUAAUUUUAAAGAAAUAUGCCACAGGGGGAAACUUCUGAAAGAAAAACUGGGUCCUGGAACAUACAACUACACAGAUUUCCUGCAACUCGAGGAGAGGCGUCCAUGCAGUAUUAGGGGGAUAUGUGAUACUGGCGAAGUCAGAUUCAAAGACCGCAUCAGGGAAUGUUAUCCUGCACCAGGAACCUAUGGGAAUCCUUACGCUGUCCUGGAAGAGAAGCAAAAACGCUCUUCAUCUGCACUUGGAAUCAUGGACAGCAAAACUUCAAAAUGUUUUGCUUUCCUUAAUACGGGAAGUGGAUUGGGACCCGGCACCUACAAUCUCAAAAACGGCAUGGACGAAAUGCUGAAACGAGUAAUCAGCAAGAGAGGACCUUAUGAAACUUUCACUGGAGACAGGUCAAAGCCGAUCAUUUGUGGGCAUUAUGCGACUGAUAAAAAACCAAUUGAGCUGAGUAGCGGCAAUGUAAAGAGCUUCGUGGAAGAACUUGAGACCAAAUGGAAGAAGAAAUAUGGUGUUUUCAGCACCCUUCCUCGGAAUCCUCUUUGCCCAACUGAGCGGAUCUUCUGGGCCACUGUUAGCCAGUGUCCACGUGAACAAUUCAAAGCAGGACCAGGCUCCUAUGACAUAAAGCCUAUCAAGAGAACAGAAUAUGAAAACCAGCCACCAUUCUGGAUUGGUGCAAAAAGAUUUGACCGGAAAGCACAUCGCCUCUUUUUUGGAAAUGCUAACCCAGUUGGAGUUGGGCGCUACGACACCACAAAACAUGAGAAGUACCCAAAGAAAAUCAAGUAUAGUUCACUUUAUAUGAAUGAAGCACAGCGUUACCUUAGUAACCUUGAACGAGACAAGUGCUUACAAGAACGUAUCACUCCUGUUACCAAAGGUCACUGGGAUAAUCCAGCAUCUGCUUAAACAGUCAUCGCUCUUUCUGAACAUUUAAGUGACCAAGUAUCAAUGGCACGCCUAAUUAAUUUCACGGGAAGUUCUGCCAACAAAGCUGUAUAAAAUCAAGAGAACAUCUAGACUUUUGCUGCAUCGCUAUCUCACACUGAUUCUGUAAUUAUGUAUCUCUUUAUAAUGUAUGCCAUUCUUUAAAAAGAAAAUCAAGACAUUUGAUGGAAUUUGGUAAAUGCAUGUUUCUUAUUCCAACCAGUCUGUUGCCAUGUAAGUAUGUGAGUAUUAAAAUUGAUAGAUGCAGAAACUGAUAAUGCUUCCUUUCAGUGUAACCAUCACACCCAUUCAAAGUGGCCUCUUUCACAGUGUGGAAAAUUUGAGUCCCUGUUCCUUCUUAUUGGUAGGGGUCCAUCAGGGAUUUUAACCAUUAUGAUAAGCACUGAUCCAAGGGUGUAGCAGCGGCAGGGGGAAGAGCUGCAAAAAUUAUAGCAGGGAACUCUGAAGGCAUUCAGGAUAUUCACAAACGACAGGCAGGUACAAAGCUCAUGCAAAUGUUCAGCGAGAUAAUCAUGCCUAUAAAGUAGAUGGAGGAAAACAGCACCCUUAAGAAUAGCCACUGCCAAAACUUUUAUUUUUCUUUUUCUUUCUAGCUCUUUCAGGGAGGUGCCUCUUUUUGAUUGACUUUUAUGCAUCUUUCAUUAAACAUGAAAGGGAUUGCUUCUUUCCUACCGUUUCAAUUUAAUUUUUCUCUAUUUGUGUUUUUGGCACCAGUCCAGAAAUGUCCUAAAGCAGAGGUCCCCAACCCCUG